GGAGAGCACAACAUCACACCAGAGCUUGCCUUCAGCAUUAUGGGCAUCAGCACUAAGAGAGUCGAUUUUGAAUGGGUGUACACGGAUCAGCCGCACACGCAAAGAAGGAAAGAAAUGCUAGCAAAGUAUCCUGAGAUCAAGUCUCUAAUGGGACCAGACCACAAUCUAAAAUGGAUUGUGUUUGGGAUGGUACUUACACAGACCAUUUCCUGCUAUUUUGUGAAGGACUUGUCUUGGAAAUGGAUUAUCUUCUGGGCUUAUGCUGUUGGAGGUGCAGUCAACCACUCACUGACUCUUGCCAUUCAUGAUAUUUCUCACAAUGUUGCCUUUGGCAAUAAGCUGGCCAAGUGGAACCGACUGUUUGCAAUCUUUGCUAAUUUGCCCAUUGGAUUGCCUUAUUCUGCAUCAUUCAAGAAAUACCACAUAGAUCACCAUCGUUACCUGGGCGGCAAUGGCCUGGAUGUGGAUAUUCCAACGGAGAUUGAAGGGUGGUUCUUCUGCACACCAUUUCGCAAAACAAUUUGGCUUAUUUUGCAACCACUUUUUUAUGCACUUAGGCCUCUUUAUGUUAACCCUAAACCUGUUUCAAGCCUGGAGAUAUUGAAUGCUGUGAUACAGUUUGCAUAUGAUUUUCUCAUCUAUUACCUGUGGGGUUUGAAACCUAUAGUAUACCUGAUAGCCGGCUCUCUCCUGUGUAUGGGUAUACAUCCAAUCUCCGGACAUUUCAUUGCCGAGCAUUACAUGUUCCUUAAAGGGCAUGAGACCUAUUCGUACUAUGGGCCUCUCAACUGGAUAACCUUCAAUGUGGGCUACCAUGUUGAACACCACGACUUUCCCAGUAUUCCUGGCAGCAAAUUACCACUGGUGAAGGAGAUUGCCCCCGAGUACUACGAUCACCUUCCCCAGCACACUUCAUGGGUACGCGUGCUCUGGGACUUUGUGUUUGACGACAGCAUUGGCCCUUACACCAGGAUUAAGAGGGAGUGCAAGCUCGUGAACGAGAACUGAGAGGAGUGGGAGUAAAGAACAACAUCCUGUGGUUCCUGGCAUCAGAAGUUAAAGCAAAUAAAAAGACAUCAGGUUCAUCAGUGCAUAGGAUGGGAAUGAAGUCAAUGUUUAGAUUCAUAAUAUUUAUUAGCACCAACAGUUCUUUAAUAUUAAAGUCAAAUGAUCUGCUGGACAAUGACAUUCAAUUAAGUUCCAAAAUUACCACAAAUUUCCGCAAAAUAAUUCCGAUUCUAUUUGUUGAUCCAGCAAUGUAUUUUUAACCACUAAAAAUAGUAUAGAUCCACUUUUUGGGGGAGGGGGGGUGGGGGACAAAGUUGGCUUCAUAUUGACAUUGUGUUGAGGUGUGAAAAGACUCUGACAUGCAACAGAACGAGACUCUUGGUGGAGAGGCUCUGUUGGCUGUGAGGUGAGGUCCCAUUUGAUCGACAGCGCUAGUGUGCACUAAAGCCCCUUGAUACCCACACUCCAGCCCUGUGUAGACGCACUGUUAAACAGUAAAACUACAUUCUUCAGCUCAGGCAAACAUACGGACUGAUUCAAAUGUUACACCAGAGACAGGAGUCGCUUUAUAGCUGCAACAUUUAAACCCUGCCCUUGCACAAAACCACCAAGCCUAUAAAGUCACGUAACGUGUCUUUCAUGAAAUGCAUCAGUGUAGAGUUUACGAUGUUCUGUCGGUCCCUGUAGUCUAGUAACGUGGAUGAGUCAACUAUACGACACAGCAAAGGGUUAACAUCAGGAUUAAGGCAUUUGCUGCAUUUUCUCACACCAGCAGUUUCGAGAAACCCUUGUGUAAGUUGCCGGCAGUUAACAUAAUUUGCCUCUCUAUGUGAAAGAUAAAGCUAUCUAUUAGUUAUCGCAUGGUACACAGUGCAUCCUAAUAGUGAUCCUCUCUGCUGAGAAUGCUGCUAAUCAGCAAUGCCCCCACUGGCAUUAAAACAUCUACUUAUCUCAUUAACACAAAUGAGGAUCUCUCAAUUUGACAAAGCCUCUAUGCUGUGACGGGCAAGAAAUUCACAAAGGCAUGCAUGUUGCCAUUAAACCAGGUGAUUCAUUCACGACUACCUAGUGGCCCAAACCUAUUCAAGAUCCAAGAACGUUGUUUCCAGACUUACGACUCUCAUUUGCUAAGGACAAAUUCCCAAUUUUCCCAUCUACCUCAUGUGGCUCUAGCACUUUUUAAAAUCUGCAUUUUCUCUGUAUUGUAACACUAUAUUCUGCACUAUUUUCUACAACAUCAGACGUACUCGUGUAUGGUGCGAUUGUCCUGGAUAGCACGUGAAACAAACAUUUUCAUUUUCACUGUAACCAGUAACAAUAAUAAACCAAUACUAAUUUUAUCAGCAAAAAAAAAAUCAGAUCACCUUCCUCUGCCCCAUUUCUAGUUUUUCAGAUGGCCAAUAAGUUUAGGAAAGAAAUUCUGAUCAAAUAAAAAAAUUGGAACAUGGAAGAGUUAUCACAAAGCAUGCGAUCAGCAUCACCUAUGCUCCAUGAAGAAGGGUCUCGACCUGAAACUUCACCCAUUCCUUCUCUCCAGUGAUGCUGCCUGUCCCGCUGAGUUACUCCAGCAUUUUGUGUCUAUCUUCAUCUAUAACUCCACACCUUUCACCAACAAUAGUCAAUGAGAUUUCUUCUGAUGAAUCUUUCUUGGACCAGACUGCAGUAAUAGAGACUGGUUUGACUAAAUCAUUGUUUAAAUGAGUAAUUGAUUUAUUUCACUGACUAAUGAAGUCGUAGAUUGUGACAAUGUUUUUAGAAGUAUUUGAUUCUGCCCAAAUAUCCAAGUACAUGAAGUUUGUAAAUCAAAAUAUUUUAAAUUGAACUACCUGUAUCUGUAAUGUCUUACAUUUCACUCUGCGAUGAAGUACUUUUUAUUAUAACAAUAUCAGUAGCUGAACCUUUGACAGGUACAAUCUGAAUGAUAAUGAUUCAGCAUGUUUGCAUAUAUUUUGUUUGUUUCUAUUAGUAAUCCAUUGCACAAUGACUAGGCUUAAACUGAGUCAGAGGCUGUGGAGGAAUUUGAGAUGUAUUGAAUCUGUGAACAGCAUAAGUACCCCAGCAAUGUUCCACCUUAAUUAUAUAGACCUUGGGGAGGUGCUGCUAGCUUGAAUGACCUAAUCUUAGGAGUUUCAUGAACUGUUUUUUUAAUUUGUUGUGUGUGAGACACUCAGGAUUCUGGGACUAUGAAAGUAACUAAUGCAUGCAUUUCUUUGCAUAAUAUAACUCAAAGGAAUAUAGGAUUAGAACAAAACACAAAAUGCUGGAGUAACUCGGCAGGUCAGGUAGCAUCUCUGGAUAGCUGAUGAUUCUAGUUGGGACCCUUCUUCAGACUGAUUAUAGCAUGGGUGAGAAAGCUGGAAGAGAGGUGGUGGAGGGCAGGACAAAGUUUGGCAAGUGAUAGGUGGAUACAGGUGAGGGGAGGGGAGGUUUUGAUUAGCACAUGGUUGGACAAAGGCCAGAGAUGAAAGGACCAAGAGUGUGAGCUAAUGAUAGAAGAAGCAUGAAAUGUGAAGCCAGAGGAAGGAAUAUAGAUGGAAGGAGUCUACAUCUUCAGUCGACAAGUCAGCUGAGCUUUGAUUUGAUGGCAUUUAUGCAUCUCAAUUUCCUCAAGCAAAUUAUUUUUUUUCCAGGGGGAGAAGGGAAAAGGGAUAAAUGGGUAAGUAG
Messenger RNA from Amblyraja radiata (thorny skate), 3672 nucleotides. It is a transcript of the gene degs2, whose product is annotated as delta(4)-desaturase, sphingolipid 2. The transcript is spliced from 3 exons. Gene Ontology annotation, biological process: ceramide biosynthetic process; sphinganine metabolic process. The record is from RefSeq and is a predicted model, not a curated record. NCBI's taxonomy places the organism in Eukaryota, Metazoa, Chordata, Chondrichthyes, Rajiformes, Rajidae. Gene Ontology annotation, cellular component: membrane. The coding region runs from base 40 to 1008 and encodes 322 amino acids. Gene Ontology annotation, molecular function: sphingolipid delta-4 desaturase activity.